AUGCUUUCAACCAUACGCGUGACCAGAUUUACUUUCUUUUCCCCCUUCUCUCUACAACUCAGUCUAGUGGCGGAAGCUAUCUCGGCUGAUUAUAGUAAAGGGGGAGACGCCGAUAUCGACAGAAAGAUCCUGGACAACAUCAACUAUUCUUUGUCGCACUACUAUAUCUGGACCAUACUAGGGAUGCUCGGACUCUUCUUGGCCUAUAGGAUCACUCAAAGAGCCACUGUUUAUAUCCGAUUUCUAGUGUCGAUCGAUGGUGCGAGAGGAUCACAGCACUACUUUUCUUCCGGAUCUCCCAGCAUCUCCUUCCUAAAAGCCAGACUACUUUAUGCCCCUACAUUUCGCCAUCGAAGAGCCCAAGAAAUCGCCUUAGGUCGGUGGAUUGUUCUAGGAUGUCUACCUACGUGCAUUGAAGUCGCAAUCAUACUUAUCUUCAUAGCCGUCAAUGGAUUAUACCUCACGUGGAAAUUACCGUGGAUCCACUCCAAUACAGAAGUGUUGAAGGCAUCGGCAAACCGUGCGGGAACGCUCUGUGUGGCGAAUCUGCUUCCAAUCAUGGUUCUAUCUUCUAUGAGGAAUCCCUUGAUAUCAUUGUUGAACAUCUCAUACGCUACAUUUAACAUGAUGCAUCGCUGGCUGGGACGCUUAGCGGCCCUUCAGGCCCUUGCCCAUGCCACCUGCUGGCUGAUAGUCAAGGCAGAAUCCGAGGGCUGGGCAGCCAUGCUGUCUGCCACCCACAAGCCCUUUAUUUACAGUGGCUUAACUGCCGCUCUUGGAUUCGCGGUCAUCUUGCUGCAGAGUUUGAAGGCUGCCAGGCAUUUAGCCUAUGAGUUAUUCUUGCAUCUGCAUAUCGCGUUGGCGGUCUUGGUGUUGGCAUGUCUUUGCAGGCACCUCGAGGAUUUGCCCCAAAAAGCCUUGGUGAUAGGAGCGGCCGCAGCCUGGGGUGUCUUUCGUGGUCUUCGACUGCUCACCUUGCUGUAUCGGAACUUGGGCAGCAAGGUUACUACAGCGGAUGUCGACAUUCUACCACAUUAUGCCUUGCGAAUCUCCAUCAAAUGUCCGCGGCCCUGUAGCUUCAGUCCCGGUCAAUCUUUGUACCUAACCCUUCCGGCCGUUGGUUUAUGGACAGCUCACCCAUUUUCAGUAGCAUGGUCUGGAGAUUCUGGAGCUUUAGAUUCGACCCUGUCAACCGGUUCACAAUGCGUUGGAGGGCGAUACUUCGAUCAGAAGGCCGUCUAUCGCUCCGAGACUUCCACAGAGAAAGUCAUGUUCCUGAUUAUCAAGACACGAUCCGGUCUGACUAAAAAGCUCUGGCGUCGAGCUAUAAAGGCGGAUGGGCCCCUUCAGACCAUUGCCCUUAUCGAAGGACCUUACGGUAUAACACGAGAUUUGUCUAGCUACGAGAUGGUGAUCCUCUUUGCUGGAGGUGUAGGGAUCACUUAUCACCUUGGAUAUAUAAGAACACUCAUCCGAGGCUACGCCCUAGAAAUGGUGGCAACCAAGAGAAUCACGUUGGUAUGGGUUAUUCCUAGCACUGGCUGCCUUGAUUGGAUCCGAUCAUGGUUACGAGAGAUCCUAGUUAUGAAAGGUCGAAGCGAAGUGUUGCAAAUUUUUGUAUAUAUCACUCGAGCCCGCUGGACUGAAUGCGUACAAAGCUCCGGCGGAACCAUUCGAGUGUCAAAGGGCAGGCCGGAUAUCGAGUCCUUGAUGAGGCAAGAAGCUGCUGAGAAGUUGGGAUGCAUGGGGGUAAGUGUUUGUUCAAGUGGAGGGCUGGCCGAUGAAGUCAGGCGUGUUUCAAGAGUGAUGCUGGAUAAAGGUGUAAAUUUAGAUUUCGUUGAAGAAAGGUUCGGGUGGUAA
This is a messenger RNA of Exophiala oligosperma, 1860 nucleotides long. RefSeq lists its product as uncharacterized. Gene Ontology annotation, biological process: iron ion transport; intracellular iron ion homeostasis; copper ion import. The coding region runs from base 1 to 1860 and encodes 619 amino acids. The transcript has a single exon. The record is from RefSeq and is a predicted model, not a curated record. Gene Ontology annotation, molecular function: ferric-chelate reductase activity. Gene Ontology annotation, cellular component: plasma membrane. Lineage: Eukaryota; Fungi; Ascomycota; Eurotiomycetes; Chaetothyriales; Herpotrichiellaceae.